AUGGAGAAGUACACAGAGUUCAAUGAUCCUGUUACAGGAAUAAACCCGUACCUCAGGCCCAUAAAGCACAGAAUAACGCUUCUUUCGCUGGUGUUUAGAAUGCUUUUAGUCCGUGCAAUGCUCUGCCUCCCCUUCUUUCUUUACAAGCAUCUGAAAGGGAGUUAUGCACAAGUCAAGUACGAAAAGAAAGAGACAGUAGACGCACUAAGAAAAAAUCGGGUCUUCAUGUGCACGUACACGUGCAUAUUUGACACGUCUGUGCUCUACCAGGUGCUUAAUAACCCCUCCAUCUACAUCAUACGGGGCACCCAGGUGCUGCUUAUAGACAACAAGAACAUGCUAAGAGCAUCGAGCAAGGCGCAGGUGCUUGAAGAGAUAGAAGCCGGAAAAUAUGUGGUCUUUCUGAUAGGCGGCGGCAUUACAAACGGAAAAGUCCUUGUGAGCACUUCGGACAUAGAAGAAAUAUUCGACGUUGAGCGGGUCAUUUCUCUCCAGUAUGCGCCCAGCCUUGCAUACGACAUAAGCCUGUUCGACCUUAAAGUCUACCCCCAGUUCAGAAGCAAAAUAAGCUCGUUCAUAUACCAUCUGAUGUACUAUGCCACGCUGCAGGCGCCCCCUAUGUGCUACAUCUCAGUGCACCACACUCUCUACGACAUGUCGGAAAAAACAGGCGUGGAGGUCUCGAAGGCUCUGGACUCAAAAACAACCCUGAAGUUUCUAAAGAUGUUUGGGUUUGAUGAAUAA
Molecule: messenger RNA, 744 nt
Organism: Nematocida major
Lineage: Eukaryota; Fungi; Microsporidia
Exons: 1
Coding region: 1-744 (247 amino acids)
Source: RefSeq, a predicted model, not a curated record